Molecule: messenger RNA, 1659 nt
Organism: Globicephala melas (long-finned pilot whale)
Lineage: Eukaryota; Metazoa; Chordata; Mammalia; Artiodactyla; Delphinidae
Product: paraneoplastic antigen Ma1-like
Source: RefSeq, a predicted model, not a curated record
UCUCGUCUGCAGAGAAGCGGCUUCUCGCGCGCCUGAAGGCCCGGCUCCGACCGCGAAAGCCCGCUUGACGCCGGAAGCAGCCGCGAGUGCCUGGCGCCCGGGCUGAGAACAGAAGACCACGCCCCGCGAUUACACCCCGGCGGCCUCUACAGCCCGGCGGCUCCCGCCUUCGCCGCCCGCCCUCACUCCUCGCCUCUGAGCUGCGACGCGACACCCUGCCUGCAGGUGGAGGACCCGGCCCGAACACCCCGACCAGAGACUCAAGAUGGCGGUGGCCGCGUAACUGAGCAUCCCGCAGGCUUCGCUCCGAGAACGCGGAGGACUGACACUGGGGGGCAGCGGAAGGACGAGAGCAGGACUGUGGUGUCGUUUGUUAAUCGUGGUGGCGUGAAGCUUGACUCCUCGGGCAUAUUGCGGGGGAGUGUCUGCUGUUGUCCUAAGUCCUAGAGCACAGGGAACCACAGUAACCCGUAUUUUGUAAAAUUGGGGCCUUUGAUAGUUGGCAAAAUGGCGAUGACACUGUUGGAAGACUGGUGUAAGGGGAUGGAUGUGAACUCCCAGAGAGCCCUGAUGGUCUGGGGGAUCCCAGUGAACUGUGAUGAGGCUGAAAUCGAAGAGACCCUCCAGGCUGCGAUGCCCCAGGUGCCCUAUCGAGUGCUUGGGAGAAUGUUCUGGAGGGAAGAGAAUGCCAAAGCAGCCUUGUUAGAGCUCACUGGUGCUGUCGAUUACACCGCGAUCCCCAGGGAGAUGCCCGGUAAAGGAGGGGUGUGGAAAGUGGUCUUUAAGCCCCCGACUUCCGAUGCUGAAUUUCUAGAAAGGUUGCACCUCUUCCUGGCAAGAGAGGGGUGGACCGUGCAAGAUGUUGCCCGUGUCCUUGGGUUUCAGAACCCCACUCCGGCCCCGAUCCCAGAUAUGCCAGCAGAGAUGCUAAACUAUAUUUUGCAUAAUGUUAUUCCGCCUCUUGUUGAGUCCAUAGGGUACAAGAAGCUGACACUCUUCUCCGGGAGGGACAUCCUGGGGCCUGGAGAGGAGACAUUUGAUCCCUGGCUGGAGCACACUAAUGAGGUCAUAGAGGAGUGGCAGGUGUCAGAUGUGGAAAAGAGGCGGCGGUUGAUGGAGAGUCUUAGAGGUCCUGCUGCUGAUGUCAUACGCAUCCUCAAGACCAGCAACCCUGCGAUUACCACCGCCGAAUGCCUGAAGGCGCUUGAGCAAGCGUUUGAAGUGGAGAGCUUUAGGGAUGCGCAGGUCAGAUUUCUGAACACUUACCAGAAGCCGGGAGAAAAGUUAUCUGCUUAUGUCAUUCGUCUGGAGCCUCUGCUGAAGAAGGUGGUGGAGAAGGGGGCCAUAGAUAAAGAUAACGUGAAUCGAGCCCGCCUGGAGCAGGUCAUUGUCGGGGCCAACCACAGCGGGGCCCUCCAGAGGCUGUGGCUGACCGCGGUUGCGGAAGGGCCAGCCCCAAACCUCUUCCAGCUGCUGGUGCAGAUCCGCGAGGGGGAGGCUGAGGAGGAGGAGGCGGAGGCUGUCCUCCUGCAGUUAGGCCUGAAGGGGCCCCUCUGAGUCCCCAUAAAAGGGGCUUUAGUGCAGACCUAGAUCGCAGCUGCUUUCGUUCGUUGUCUCUGUGCUGUCUUACACGUGUGUCUCCUAGUAGUAAAGACUUAG